CGGGGCCGGCCGAUGGAGCGCGGCGCGGGGGCUGCUGGGAGGCGCGCGCGCGGAGCGGGCUGUGACGCAGCUUCCUCCCUGCGGGGCCUCCCUCCUCCGGCGGGCGGCGGCGGCGGCGCGGAGAGGCCUGGGCGGGCCCGGCCCCUCCCGGCGGUUUAGCUAAAGGAAACUCGGAUACAUACUGAAGAUGUUCAACAAAUCCUUCGGAACUCCGUUUGGAGGCAGCACUGGCUUUGGGACAACUUCAACAUUUGGACAAAAUGCUGGCUUUGGUACUACGAGUGGAGGAGCGUUUGGCACCUCAGCCUUCGGGUCGAACAACAACACCGGAGGCCUCUUCGGCAGCACACAGACAAAGCCAGGAGGGUUGUUUGGUUCGACGACGUUUAACCAGCCAGCCACCUCCUCCACAAGUACUGGCUUUGGGUUUGGGACAUCAACAGGGACGUCAAACAGCCUGUUUGGCACCACCAGCACCGGUGGAGGGCUCUUCUCAUCCCAAAGCAAUGCCUUCGCGCAGAACAAGCCCGCUGGCUUCGGAAACUUUGGAACAAGCACCAGCAGUGGCGGCCUCUUCGGAACCACAAACACAACUUCCAAUCCUUUUGGGAGUACAUCUGGCUCUCUGUUCGGCCCAACUAGUUUCACUGCUGCUCCAACUGGCACAACCAUUAAGUUCAAUCCACCAACCGGUACAGAUACUAUGGUAAAAUCUGGAGUUAGCACUAACAUUAAUACCAAGCACCAGUGCAUUACUGCUAUGAAGGAAUAUGAAAGCAAAUCUCUCGAGGAGCUCCGUUUAGAAGACUACCAGGCGAACAGGAAAGGCCCCACAAACCCUGUAGGAGCAGGAGCAACUGCAGGCUUGUUUGGGUCUUCUACGGCUACGUCAAGUACAGCUACAGGACUCUUCGGCUCUUCUACUACUAAUACAGGCUUUUCUUACGGACAGAAUAAAACUGCUUUUGGAACUAGUACGACUGGCUUUGGAACAGGAACGACAGGGGGUCUGUUUGGUCAGCAGCCUCAAACUACAAGCCUGUUCAACAAACCUUUUGGUCAAGCCACAACAACGCAGAACACCGGCUUUUCCUUUGGCAAUACGAACACGCUGGGGCAGCCAAACACAAACACGAUGGGUCUCUUUGGGGCAACCCAGCCCUCGCAGCCUGGAGGCCUCUUUGGAACAGCUGCCAAUACAAACGCUGGUACUGGAUUUGGAACGGGAACUAGUCUUUUUGGACAAACUAACACAGGAUUUGGUGUUGGCGGUUCGACCCUGUUUGGUAGCAAGCCGGCUGGAUUUGGAACCACCACGACCAGUGCUCCCUCGUUUGGCACAACCACUGGCGGCGGGCUCUUUGGUAACAAACCAACCCUGACUUUAGGAACCAAUACAAACACUUCCAAUUUUGGUUUUGGUGCCAACACUGCUGGAAAUAGCUUAUUUGGAAAUAAGCCUGCAACUGGGACUCUGGGAACUGGAAUUGGGACAGGGUUUGGAACAGCUCUUGGGGCAGGACAGACUUCUUUAUUUGGAAAUACCCAGCCUAAACUUGGUGGAACACUGGGAACAGGAGCAUUUGGAGCACCGGGGUUCAAUACAUCAACAGCGACUCUGGGCUUUGGAGCCCCUCAGCCUGCUGUAGCACUGACAGACCCUAACGCAUCAGCGGCCCAGCAGGCGGUCCUCCAGCAGCAUCUCAAUAGCUUGACUUACUCACCCUUUGGAGAUUCCCCGCUGUUCAGAAACCCCAUGUCAGAUCCAAAGAAGAAAGAAGAGAGGCUGAAACCAACAAACCCAGCAGCUCAGAAGGCCUUAACGACACCCACCCACUACAAACUGACUCCGCGCCCCGCGACCAGAGUGCGACCAAAAGCUUUGCAGUCAGCUGGCUCUGCGAAAUCCCAGCUCUUCGAUGGUCUUGAUGAUGAUGAGCCGUCCCUGUCCAACGGCGCGUUCAUGCCCAAGAAGAGCAUCAAGAAGUUGGUUUUGAAGAAUCUCAACAAUAGCAGUCUCUUCUCACCUGUCAAUCGUGAAAACGAAGACCUGGCUUCUCCGUCAGAAUAUCCAGAGAAUGGAGACAGGUUCUUUUUGUCAGUACCUUCUGAUGAAAACCACAGACAAGAUGGUGAGCGAGAGGAAGAGGAGGAUCAACAUGAAGUGACCAGGUUUUACACUAACCCCAUCGCCAAGCCCAUCCCCCAGACUCCCGAGAACACUGUGCACAAACACCAGAACAACGUGGACGACACCAUCGUGGCUCUGAACAUGCGGGCGGCCUUGCGAAAUGGUCUGGAAGGCAGCAGUGAAGAUGCCUCGUUUCACGACGAUUCCCUUCAAGAUGAACGUGAAGAGGAGAGUGAAACCAUGCAUCAUGUGCAUCCUGCAGGAAUUGUUCUAACAAGAGCUGGCUAUUACACCAUCCCGUCCAUGGAGGAGCUUGCUAGAUUUACCAACGACAGAAAUGAAUGUAUUGUGACUGACUUCACCAUCGGCCGUAAAGGUUAUGGAUCAAUUUACUUUGAAGGAGAAGUAAAUCUAACAAACUUAAAUCUGGAUGACAUUGUACAUAUCCGUAGGAAAGAAGUGAUUGUUUACCCCGACGAUGAAAGAAAACCACCUAUUGGUGAAGGUUUAAAUAGACGAGCUGAAGUGACGUUAGAUGGAGUCUGGCCUACAGAUAAAACAUCUCGUUGCUUGAUAAAAAGCCCUGAACGACUUGCAGAGAUGAAUUACGAGGGUAGACUCGAGUCUGUAUCUCGGAAGCAGGGCGCUCGAUUCAAGGAAUACCGUCCAGAGACCGGAUCUUGGGUGUUUAAGGUGGCACACUUCUCCAAGUAUGGCUUGCAAGAUUCAGACGAGGAAGAGGAAGAGCAUCCUUUAAAAGUGGACACAAAGAAGUUAAAAACCACACCUGUGCCACCUCCAGGGCACCUGCCACCCCAGCAAAUGGCCCUAAAUGGCAAGCCCACGCCUCCAUCUCAGACCCCAGAAGUGGAGCAGCUGGGCAGGGUUGUGGAGCUGGACAGUGACAUGGCAGACAUCACCCAGGAGCUUCCCCAGGAGUCCGUUCUGGAAGAUAACAUGAUGGAAGAGCAGGAGGCAGUGCCUGCUUCAACCCACAUUGCAUCAACGCUGGGUAUUAACCCCCACGUCUUACAGAUUAUGAAAGCUUCCUUGCUUGCUGAUGAAGAGGACCUAGAUUUGAUCCUGGAUCAUUAUCCUGGGAAGCAAGCUAUAAAGAUGGAUACUUCUCAAGAGAUCUGUUCUCCAAGGCUCCCUAUUUCAAAAGCACACGGACAGAAAAGAUGCUCAGUUGGUGGGCUGCUGCAGUCAAAAUUUGCUAAUCUCAUUUGCCAACCGCCUGGCACUGCUGUGCAAGACUUCAAGGGACUGAGGACUUCGGGCAGUUCCCCCUCUGCUGCCCUUUGGUCGGCAGCUUCUCCUCUAGCAUCUGCGUUCACUGUGCCUCCCUCAGCCCCGGAGGUGCAGGUGAAGACGGUGGGUGUCCGCAGGCAGCAGGGGCUAGUGCCCCUGGACAAAUCCAUCACCCACAGGAAGGGGAAGCUGCUGAUGGACAUGGCGCUCUUCAUGGGGCGCUCGUUUCGUGUUGGCUGGGGACCCAACUGGACGCUGGUCAAUUGUGGAGAUCGGUUAAGUAGGUCAAGCGAAGUGGAAGACACUCAGUGUGAGUCUGUGGAGUACGGAUUCCUGCCUGCUCCGGUUGCUCCCAAAUUACUCUCAGAAUCUUCUUUCAAGGUUCAUGUGGAGAAGGUGAGCUUGGAACAAAGGAAGAUGGACAGAGACAAACAGUUGUAUCUCAUCCCUCUGGAGAUCAAGCUGAAACACAGCACUGUCCAUAUGGAUGAGCAGUGUCCUCUUCUAGCACCCAAUCCUGGAGUUUCUGUUAUUCAUGACUAUUCUGACUGGGUUAGAAAGGCAUCCGAGGAUCCUGCUGUGACAGAAACCGUUGUGAAGCACUGGUGCUUGACGUGGACGUUGUGUGAAGCAAUCUGGGGGAACCUGAAGGAGUUGGACGCCAGCCUGGAGGAGCCCAGUGAAUACAACCUGGCCCUGGAACGCAGGAGAGCCUUCUCUCGCUGGCUGUCAGAGACCGCUGCGGCACGAAUAGACGAGGAGGUCUCUUUGUCCCGACAUGAUAACCACGUGGAGGCCGUGUUCAGCUUCCUCACUGGGAGGAGAAUUGGCGAGGCUUGCAGACUGGCACAGCAGUCAGGUGACCACCGGCUUGCUCUGCUCCUGUCCCAGCUAGCAGGCAGCCAGCCCCUCCGCGACCUCCUCACCAUGCAGCUGGUGGACUGGCACCGGCUGCAGGCAGACUGCUUCAUCCAGGAGGAGAGGCUGCGCAUCUUCGCACUGCUUGCAGGGAAGCCUGUGUGGCAGCUCUCUGAGAGAGUAAGCAUCAACGUGUGCUCGCAGCUGGACUGGAAGCGCUGCAUGGCUGUCCAUCUCUGGUACCUGCUGCCUCCAACAGCUUCUAUUUCCCAGGCCCUUGCCAUGUACGAGUCAGCAUUUCAGAACACACCAGAGUCUGAAAAAUACGCCUGCUGCCCCCUGCCUCCUUACCUAGAAGGGUCUGGUUGUGUAAUCGAAGAAGACGAUAAUGCGGGAAGACCUCUGAGAGACGUCUGUUUCCAUUUGUUAAAGCUCUACAGUGACAGGCACUAUGACCUUGACCACCUGCUGGAUCCAAGGAGUAUAACAUCUGACCCUGUAGAUUAUCGUCUCAGCUGGCACCUGUGGGAGGUGCUCAGAGCCCUGAACUACACCCACCUCCUCAAGCAGGGGCAGGGAGUGCUGAAUGCCAGCUACGCUGCCCAGCUUGAAAGCGAAGGCCUUUGGGAAUGGGCUGUUUUUAUACUGCUGCACGAGCCUGAUACUCACAUACGGGAAAAGGCAGUGCGAGAACUCUUACACCGGCACUGCGUGCUGUCCGAGACACCCGAAUCGUGGGCCAAGGAGACCUUCCUGACACAGAGGCUCUGUGUCCCUGCUGAGUGGAUCCAUGAAGCAAAGGCUGUUCGAGCAAGGAUGGAGGGCGACCGGCAUAAAGAAGCCCUCUUCUUGUUCAAGGCUGGGCACUGGAACCAGUGUCACAAGCUUGUUGUCAGGCACUUAGCCUCAGAUGCUAUUAUUAAUGAGAACUACAAGUACCUAAAAGGAUUCCUGGAAGACCUCUCCCCUCCCGAACGCAGCGUGCUCAUCCAGGACUGGGAGGUGGCAGGGCUGGUCUAUCUAGAUUACAUCCGUGUUAUCGAGAUGGUUGAUAGGAUUCAACAGCUGGAUUGUUCCCCAUAUGAGCUGGAGCGUUUGCAUACCAAAGUGACUUCGCUGUGCAACAGGAUAGAGCAGAUAGAGUGCCACAACGCGAGGGACCGGCUGGCUCAGUCAGACAUGGCCAAGCGCAUUGCCAACCUGCUCAGGGUGGUCCUCAGCCUGCAGCACACCCCGGAGCCCGUCUCCGACUCCACCCCUGCCGUGCAGCGCGUCCCCCUUCGCCUGCUGGCUCCCCACAUCGGGCGGCUGCCCAUGCCGGAGGACUAUGCCCUGGAGGAGCUGCGCAGCCUCACCCAGUCGUACUUACGGGAGCUGACAGUGGUGACACAGUGAGGACGGAUCUCUUCACGGACAGACAGGUUUUUUACCAUUUGCUCACCCUUUUCCUGCUCUGAGGGUAAGCAUUCCCUUGGCAGCAGCCUCCAGCCACACCGGUUUUCCAUAGAGGCAUAAAGUGGCUUUAGUUCCGUGGGUUAUGGCAGGAAUUUUUGUAACCUGGGGGACCGGCGAGACCCAGCUGGGCCUUGCUGGCUGGCACCCUCAGCUACAUGACACUUUUUCCAAGAAUUAAUAAAAUCCCUCUUGUAGAACCUGACUGCAGGUGAGAUUGUGCCUGUGGAGGGGGUUCAGAGGGGGCUUCAUCUCCUGGCAGAUCCGUUUUAGUCCUUGCUUGCGGCACAGAGGACGGUGAAGCAAGUUCUGGGACAGCUCGUCCUGGGUGUGCCCGUAUUGGUGGGGCUGCGCCUGUUACUGCCGAGCCUUUGGUACCCGAACUGACCAAGGAUAAGCUUUAACUGGGGCUUUCUGUUAAACGUUUUGCUCUGUGGGUGGGGGGUGGGAGAAGAAACUAACUUCAGAAGACUCGUCUUUGCCUGCGUUCUCUUGCUGAGUUGGAGACCCGCAAGUGUGGUGUUCCUCAUUUCUCCAUCCUCCAUCUCCAAAACCCAAGGAAGCUGCUUCCCCGCCUCAGAGGGGGGAGCUGACACCUACGUGUGUGCCUUACGGUGUGCUCUGCGCUGCCCACGCCUCUGAAGACAGACCUCCGGGCUCCACACGCACGUGUUGCCACCAUGCAGCAAAACACAGGAGCUUCUCCCAGUACCCGCCCUGCUUCAGGACUCCAGGCCAGGCGCUUCUGGUCGGAGGGGGGCAAAUUCUGCACAAUUUCUGCCAAAAGGUCAGUCACAUGGCCCAGGAGCUCCGGGCUGCCUCUUCACAGCCACGCGUGAGGCAGGUGCCCGUGCAGACAAGCACCGUGGUGCUCUGCCCUGCACACGGCUGUGGUGGGAGCCAGCACCGGGCUGCCCCAGGGGCACGGUGCCCACGGAGCCCCUCCGACCACCGCGCGUAGCCGGGAGCCUGCCGGCGCCUCUGUGCUUGCUGCGUUACAUCGGGUGCAGCCACCAUCAGCAUCAGAACAUCCCGCGAGUGAACAGCUGGCAGUGUCAGUCUGCUCCAGUGUGUACAGUCCUCACCGUUACUGUGUUUAGAAACCGACUAUUUUUGGAAGAAAAAAAAAAAA
This is a messenger RNA of Anas platyrhynchos (mallard), 6824 nucleotides long. It is a transcript of the gene NUP98, whose product is annotated as nucleoporin 98 and 96 precursor. The record is from RefSeq and is a predicted model, not a curated record. Gene Ontology annotation, biological process: protein import into nucleus; post-transcriptional tethering of RNA polymerase II gene DNA at nuclear periphery; RNA export from nucleus. Gene Ontology annotation, cellular component: nuclear pore cytoplasmic filaments; nuclear pore. Gene Ontology annotation, molecular function: structural constituent of nuclear pore; RNA binding. NCBI's taxonomy places the organism in Eukaryota, Metazoa, Chordata, Aves, Anseriformes, Anatidae.